Molecule: messenger RNA, 354 nt
Organism: Rotaria sp. Silwood2
Lineage: Eukaryota; Metazoa; Rotifera; Eurotatoria; Philodinida; Philodinidae
Source: the annotation of a GenBank genome assembly
AUGCAACAAACUCCAAUCAAUUCUAAUUUACAGAAGUAUCAAAAUGAUCGUGAAACAUGUCGUACUGUUUUACCGUAUAAAGGUAUUAAUCUAUUGGAUAUUCAUGAUUCUGGUGAUUGCGGUCGAUACGCUCGACGAGUGAUGAAAAUAUUAUUUACUCCGGCUGAAAUGAGUGAAUCGAUUCUUUAUGCUAAUCCAACAUAUGCUAAACCUGGUCUUGAUCCAAAGCAUGCUGUAUGUGCUCGAUUCAACAUUAAUCCAUUACAUUGGGAUGAAUUUUUCAGUACAUGUUUACAUCGAUCUUUAACACAAAUACUAUGUGAUGUAUACCGAGAUUACAAACAUGAAUUAUAA